ACAACAUUGGCAGGCAGCCCUGAGCUGGAGUAGAGAAACAACACAUCUAGCAGAUAACGGAAUUAUAUAAGUUUUAAAAUAUAUUGUCACCAGUAUAUUACCGAAUGUUGUUAAGUAGUUAAUCAGUGUAGCUAAUGGUGCUGCGAUAGGUAACAUUAACCCUCAACAUUUCUUAGCUGGCACAAGCUAGUUAGCUCGGAGCUAGCUAUAUUUGAUAAUUAUUGGAAAGUCUGAAAGUCAAGUGGUAGCUAGGUUUCUUAUAACCAUGUAGCUAGCUACUGUAAUGUUAAAUAUCAAUUGACAAACAGUUUGCUAACUCGACGUUAAAAUAUGUACAUUCAUUCAUCAUCAUUUGAUUUACAAGGCGAGCGAAAAUCUAUGUAUAAACAGUCUGAAAAUAGCUUCUUCAAAUGUGGUGAAAAGACAAGCCCUAUCAGUGUAAUUUUGGUUACUUCGGGUAGCCGAGGGAACAAAUUGCUCUUUAGGUACCCAUUUCAACGGGUUGCAGAUUGCACAUCAUCACUCACGACAAAACUGCGAAGUCCAUAUGCAUUGAACACUACAGGAGAUGUUCUUGAAGACCCAGAUGGAGAUUCAAGAGAACAAACUCCAUUAACUGAUCAACAGUUGGUAGCAGGGUUCUCUGACAUCAUCCUCGCCACUAUCUUGGCCACCAAGUCUGAUAUGUGUGGGAAGAAGUUUGAGCUGAAGAUAGACAAUGUGCGUUUCGUUGGGCACCCCACCCUCCUCCAGCAUCCUCACACCAUUCAGGUGUCCAAGACAGACCCCUCACCUAAGAGGGAGAUGCCCACCAUGAUCCUGUUCAGUGUUGUGUUUGCUCUGAGGGCCAACACCGACCCGUCCGUCAUCAGCUGCAUGCACAACCUGUCCCGGCGUAUCGCCAUCGCCCUGCAGCACGAGGAGCGUCGCUGCCAGUACCUCACCAGAGAGGCCAAGCUGAUGCUGGCCGUGCAGGACGAGGUCACCAACAUGACCGAGACUGAUGGCAGCCCUCAGUCACCGUUCAGACAAAUCCUUCCUAAAUGCAAGCUUGCCAGGGACUUGAAGGAGGCAUAUGACAGCCUGUGUACAACAGGGGUGGUGAGGCUCCAUAUCAACAACUGGCUGGAGGUGAGCUUCUGUUUACCUCACAAGAUCCACCGGGUAGGGGGAAACCACGUACCCCCAGAGGCUCUGGAGCGUAGCCUCAUGGUCAUAAGGCCGUAUCAUGCUCUGCUGUUGCUGGACAGCGAGAAGGCUCUGCUGGCUCAGCUGCCUUUGGAUUGCUCUCCUGCUCUGGUGCGCCUCAUUAAGACCUGCUCUGCAGUCAAGAACCUGCAGCAGCUGGCACAGGAUGCAGACCUGAACCUGCUACAGAUCUUCCAGAUUGCUGCUCACCUGGUGUACUGGGGAAAAGCCAUCAUAGUGUACCCUCUGUGUGAGAACAAUGUCUACAUGCUGUCCCCACACGCCAACAUCAGCCUGUACUCUCCAUUGGCUGAGGCGUUUGGCCAGCAGUUCCCAGGUCAUGACCUGCCUUCCAUGCUGGCCAAGUUCUCCCUGCCCCUCUCACUGUCUGAGUUUAGGAACCCACUGGAUGCGUCUGUGCAGGAGGCCCAGCUGAUCCAGAUGGUGGUGUGGAUGCUCCAGCGGCGCCUGCUGAUCCAGCUCCAUACCUAUGUGUGCCUGCUGGUCCCCCCCAGUGAGGAGGAGCCAGGUCUGCUGCGGGACGAGGAGCUCCCCCUGGUGGCCCGGGUGGGGGGACGCAGCCUCAGCACUCCCAGCGCACACAGCUUCGGAUCUCCAACCAGCAGUGAUGACAUGACCCUGACCAGUCCCAGUAUGGAUAACUCCAGUGCAGAACUGCUUCCUGGUGGAGACUCUCCACUAAACAGGAGGAUGACCGAGACGUUACUGGCCAGCCUGACAGAGCACGAGCGCCAGGUCAUCCUCAAUAUCCCAGCUGCACAAAGUCCUGAAGACCUGCGCAUGUUUGCCAGGCUGCUGCACUACUUCCGAGGGCACCAUCACCUGGAGGAGAUCAUGUAUAAUGAAAACAUGAGGCGAUCUCAGCUGAAGACCCUCUUUGACAAAUUCAGAAGUGUUCUGGUGGUCACCAACCAUGAGGACCCUGUCAUCUCCCUCUUCCAGUCUCCUCUGGAGUAGAGGUCUGUCAUCUCCCUCUUCCAGUCUCCUCUGGAGUAGAGGUCUGUCAUCUCCCUCUUCCAGUCUCCUCUGGAGUAGAGGUCUGUCAUCUCCCUCUUCCACUCUCCUCUGGAGUAGAGGUCUGUCAUCUCCCUAUUCCACUCUCCUCUGGAGUAGAGAGGGUAGAGAGAGUAAACAGGUCAGUCAUGAGGUGAAGGACCAUUUCUGAAAUACCAGAUGGACAGAAUGAUACGGACUGCUGCUGUACAAAGGCCUUAUUAUGGUGCUCACUGCUUCUAGCCAACUGUACUCAUAUCAAUGCACCCCAAAACAAUAAUAUUUCUAAAAGAAUAACUGUCUGCUCUGCUUGGGGGACUGGGAGUGAAUGUAUGUAGCUUUUAGAUGAUUUAAUUUGUCCCUUUCUCUCUUAGAUGUUUUACGUUCAAUGCCUUGUUUUCAAUACUACUGUACAUGAUUGAAUAACAGUGUGUGAAGAGCUUUAGUGACACCUCUAAAUUGGGCAGUUUAAACACAGUACUCCACUUGAGCCUUUCCCAUUUGGGGGAUUCCCAAAAGUGCUAAAUCAUCUCCAACAAACACAAUGUAGGAAAACAACCUUAAUGCUCAUUCCAGGCUGCAGGCAAGGCUGCCUUCCCCAGGAGUCUCAGUGGGAGGGAAAGAAUGAAUAGAUGCCAAACAUCAGACAUGCUGUUUUUGCUUUGAGAGAAGGAGCACAACGUUCCAAACAUCUGCGAAAUCAAUGAUUCCAAGAGAACUUUUCCAGCAAGGAUGUUUAUUAAUGAGAAUGACUGGAAUGGAAAUUCUAGUUGCUUUGAUAGCAGGGAGGGGAGGCUAGAUCAAAUAUUUUACAGAUGUUUGGAAUGUAGUUUAAUCAUUUGUAGCAUACAAAUAUGGCAUAUUCCAUAUCUGUGGGAUUUGUGUUUGGGCAACAAUGUGUGUAUCUAAGUAGACGUAAUUAUAUAUUGAAUCUGGAUUCCCCUCAGAGCAAACAUUUUGGCUUUGGGUAUUUUGCAAUGAUUUCCCCAUAGCUAGACCAAAUUGCUGAAAUAGCUCAUAGCUGACAUUUUUCACUUGCAUUAUGUCUGUAAAAACAUUAAGUGUAUAUACUCAUCAUGGUUUGAUACAAUUCCAAAAAUAUUUCCAGUUUCAACUCUAUCCUGUGUCACAAUCGUCUACUGAGGAGGACGCAAAGUCUGAUAUCACAUUGUUGGCCAGUGAGUGAAUCUGUAUCUCUGCCUGUUUGUUCACUACACUCACACAGUGGUGACCACGCAGAUAGAAGCGCAGGGGUUUGGUGGCCCAUUCCCCAUGAGAGUCAAUGCCCAUCCGGCUUGCUGAGACCACCUCCCUGAGGCCUGGCUCUUGCGGUCCUAUCUGGGUGUCCCUCUCCAGCCACACCUCUGGGUCUGAGGCAAGGUCGCUCCGGUCGAAGCAACGUGGUAUAUCCAGGGCCUGGCACAGCUUUGAGGGACCAUUGCAUAGCUCUUUGUCCUUCAGGGGCCGGGCCCCCUCCCUCCGCCUGGUUGUCCGCAGCUGCUUCAUCAGAGGCAGGCCAUUUAGAGGCUCCAGAGCCCGCAGAAGCACAGCAGCACCCUCCCCUAGAGAGAACACACACAGGGAACAAUAGAGUGGAGCCAUAUUAUCUCCUUCCUUUGCCCUUUCUCCAGUGUGAAUGAAUGGAUAAUAACAUGGUGCAGCAUAUAAUAUAACGUCUUCAAUAAUGAGAAACAGUUGAAAAAAAGACAACUAUGGCCUAAUGAAAGUAACAUGGGGGAGCCUGGGAGAUACAACACUACUUAGUCUCUAAUGAGGUGAUUUUCCUACAGAUAAGGCCAACACACUGAACUUUUCUGCGUGUGGUUUUAAUGGCAGUUUGGUUUAUUAAUGGUGGUUUGUUCCACUGCCUUCAGGGUAAGCCUGGCUGUUGUACUGUUUUGUUGUAUGGUCUUACCUUGACUGGAAACAUUCAUACAGAGAUAGAGGCCGUAGAUGAGGUACACAUAGAUGGUGCCAGGUUUCAUAAACAUCGGUGUGUUCCUCUCAGUACAUUUUCCCCCAGCAGAGUGAGAGGCUUUGUCCUCUCCUCCCAGGUAGGCCUCAGUCUCCACCACCCUCCCUCUCAGCUCAGUGCCAUCUGCACUCCGACGCACCAAUACCUUGCAGCACAAACAAGGGAUGGCCUAAAUAAAGACUUUCUUUCAUGUG
This is a messenger RNA of Oncorhynchus masou masou (cherry salmon), 4371 nucleotides long. RefSeq names its product GATOR1 complex protein NPRL3-like. Gene Ontology annotation, cellular component: GATOR1 complex. The transcript is spliced from 14 exons. Gene Ontology annotation, biological process: positive regulation of autophagy; negative regulation of TORC1 signaling; TORC1 signaling. The coding region runs from base 331 to 2166 and encodes 611 amino acids. NCBI's taxonomy places the organism in Eukaryota, Metazoa, Chordata, Actinopteri, Salmoniformes, Salmonidae. The record is from RefSeq and is a predicted model, not a curated record.